Heterostelium album PN500 is the source of this 624-nucleotide messenger RNA. RefSeq lists its product as uncharacterized. Bases 1 to 624 code for a protein of 207 amino acids. The transcript is spliced from 3 exons. The record is from RefSeq and is a predicted model, not a curated record. NCBI's taxonomy places the organism in Eukaryota, Evosea, Eumycetozoa, Acytosteliales, Acytosteliaceae.
AUGAGCUUACAAGUUGAACCUAGUCAUACUUCUGAAAGCAUUGAAGAUCCUAUGAAAUUGAUUAAAGAAAGAAUAAUCAGUACUCUUCCGAAAACUCGCCUCUUACAACUAUUAAACAGCAAUCAAAAUCAAUAUUUUGCACAACAAUUAACAGUUCCAGCUGCAACUCGAAAAACUUCAACAACCUCAACCACAACUACAACUUCAACACCCAAAUCAAAUCAAUCAAAAUCCGAUCUGAACAAAGAAGAAAUGAACAGGAUAAAUAUAAAGAAAAUCUUAGACAACGAUGCAAAUUCAAGGUUAAAGUGUUUUAAUAGAGAUGUGAUAACCGGAAAUAUAGUUCAAGGUGGAAACGCAGUUUGUCAAUCACCAGACUCCACUCUAAUGCUCAAGGUUUUAGUGUCCAUAUGCGAUGAAAAGAUAGUUUAUUGCCGGGCAGCUCAUUGUCACAAUGAAGAGUCCAUUAAUUUCCUCAAGAAAUCAUAUCCCGUCUUGGAACAGAAUGUCCCGAUUACUCUCGUAAUCUACUUGUCACACUUCCUUCUUCCAACUCAUUAUGAUCCACAACGUCUUGAAAAUAACCUGUGCAAUAGUCCGAUAAUUGAUCCAAUACUUUGUUAA